ACAUGGUAAACUUCCUUGGAAACGUCUUCUUGAACCUUCAAUUAGAAUUGCUCGAGAAGGAUUCCCUAUCCCACUUGAAUUAUAUGUUACUAUGAAGGGUUCAAUCGCAAGAUCUACUGUCGACACAAUCCAAAGUAGAGGUGGCAUAAUAACCAUGGAAGAUUUGGCUGCCUAUAGACCUACUAUUCGCGAACCUCUUAUAGGAUAUUAUCAAGGACGAAAGAUCAUAACAUCUCCUGAACCUGGUAGUGGAACAAUCUUAUUAUUCUUGUUAAAUGUUUUGGAAGAAUACAAAUUCCACGAAGCUGGUCGUACUAUUUUAAAUGCUCAAAGAAUGGCUGAAGCAUUCAAAU
This is a messenger RNA of Racocetra persica, 353 nucleotides long. NCBI's taxonomy places the organism in Eukaryota, Fungi, Glomeromycota, Glomeromycetes, Diversisporales, Gigasporaceae. The record is from the annotation of a GenBank genome assembly.